AUGAAAUUAUUCUAUACAGCAGUAUUAGUGUUAGGGGUCGUAGCAGCUCAAAGCAGGGAUUAUCAGCCAUAUUACGUACAACAACAACAACAGGCCUACACAACAGAACCUAUACCCAUUCUACGCCAAGAUCAGGUCAUCAAUCCUGACGGGUCUUACAGAUGGAGUUAUGAAACGGCAAAUGGUAUAACCGCUGAAGAAGCAGGAUCCAUAAAGAAUCAGGGCAUUCCUGAACAAGAGACACUGACAGCGCAGGGACAAUACCAAUAUACGGCGCCUGACGGACAGAUAAUUCAACUACAAUACGUUGCCGAUGAAAAUGGGUUCCAGCCGCGUGGGGCACAUUUGCCAACUCCACCACCUAUUCCUGAGGAGAUACAACGAUCCUUGGAUUUUCUAGCUACAUUACCCCCAUCGAACCCAGAACUCAACAGAAUACGGAUUUGA
Leptosia nina is the source of this 447-nucleotide messenger RNA. NCBI's taxonomy places the organism in Eukaryota, Metazoa, Arthropoda, Insecta, Lepidoptera, Pieridae. The record is from the annotation of a GenBank genome assembly.